Pygocentrus nattereri (red-bellied piranha) is the source of this 7364-nucleotide messenger RNA. It is a transcript of the gene uggt2, whose product is annotated as UDP-glucose glycoprotein glucosyltransferase 2. Gene Ontology annotation, cellular component: endoplasmic reticulum. The transcript has 41 exons. NCBI's taxonomy places the organism in Eukaryota, Metazoa, Chordata, Actinopteri, Characiformes, Serrasalmidae. The coding region runs from base 359 to 4966 and encodes 1535 amino acids. Gene Ontology annotation, molecular function: UDP-glucose:glycoprotein glucosyltransferase activity. The record is from RefSeq and is a predicted model, not a curated record.
GUGGACUAUCCCGGAGCGGCUGUGGAUAGCUGUCCUCAAAAGUGCCUGAAAAUCUCACUCCGGCAGUCCCGCUUCCCCCACUCGGCUCUCGGCCGCGGCCAGCGGGUCUGAAGGCCGAGCUGAAGAGGCUCCGGGCUCCUGCAGGGUGUCGGAGCUCAUUCGUCCAGACCGGGCCGCUGCCGUUUCUUCAGGCUGUUAACGCUGAGAAGGGGUUAAAGCGGCGGCAGGACCCCUCAAUGGCGGCUCGCAGGGAAACCCGGGUAAGAUAACGGUGAACUGAGCUGUGUCCGGUUUUCUUGCGGUCAGUCAGGACAUUCGGCAGGGUUUACAGUCCGCACGGCCGCAGUCGUGUAAGACCAUGAGGAUCCUCUGGCUGCUGCUGAUGCUGAUUCAGCUUCACCAUGCUCACUCAGCAUCGAAAGGGGUCACUGCCAGUCUGAAGGCCAAAUGGCCUCAGACUCCACUCUUGCUGGAGACCAGCGAGUUCAUCAGUGAAAGUGGUGAUGAAAGGUUUUGGCAGUUUGUCGACACUGUGAAGGAGGUGACGGUGUACAAACACGGAGAAUCUGUCCGAUCGUACUAUAACCUGAUCGUUAGAAAGGCCAGUCAGUUCCUGUCGGGUCUUCAGGUCAGCCUGCUCAAGCUCGCCCUGUCUCUCAGAGCCUACUCACCUGCUGUGCAUGCAUUCCAACAGAUUGCCAGCGAUGAGCCUCCACCUGAGGCGUGCUCUGCGUUUGUGUCCGUGCACGGUCAGCACGCCUGCAGCACCAAGGAAAUGAAGAAGCUCCUAAAGGCUGCCGCAGGCAGGCCAAAGCCAUACCUUUACAAGAAUGAUCACAAGUACCCAGGAGCCAAUGGGACAGAUCUUCCUGUUGUUAUUCUCUACGCCGAGAUCGGCACAAAAAAAUUCAACACAUUCCAUAAGGUUCUUUCUGAGAGAGCCGAAGAGGGGAAGCUGGUCUAUGUGCUGCGGCAUUUCGUGGCUGACACAAAGAAGCAGAGCAUGCUUUUAUCUGGAUAUGGAGUAGAACUGGCAAUCAAAAGUACCGAGUAUAAAGCUGUGGAUGACACCCAAGUUAAAGAUUCUAAAUCAUCCACAACCUUUGAGGAAGACGACACUGAUGAGGUCCAAGGGUUUUUGUUUGAAAAAUUAAAGGAGUCUCAUCCGGAGCUGCGGGAGCAGUUAGGCGAACUGAAGAGGCAUCUGCUGGAAAGCACCAACGACAUGGCCCCUCUCAAAGUGUGGGAGCUGCAAGACCUGAGUUUCCAGGCAGCGGCUCGGAUCAUGUCCGUGCCAAAGUUUGAUGCCCUCAAAUUGAUGCGAGAUCUCAGCCAAAACUUCCCCAGCAGAGCGAGAUCACUGACGAGAGUGGCUGUAAACCAAGACAUGAGGAAAGAAAUUGAGGAGAGCCAAAAGCGGCUGAGCGAGACUAUGGGAAUCCACCCUGGAGAUGCCAGUCUCUUUAUUAAUGGAAUACACAUUGAUCUGGACCUUCACAACCCUUUCAGCAUACUGGAUGUUAUCCGGGGAGAGGCAAAGCUCCUGGAGGGUCUUCAUAACUUGGGCAUCAGAGGGACCAGCAUGAGCAAGUUCCUGCGGCUACCGGUGACCACUGUGGAGGACACUUAUGCUCUGGACAUCAGACACUCUGCUAUAAUGUGGAUUAAUGAUAUUGAGAGGGACUCGACGUACCGGGAUUGGCCUUCUAGCCUCCAGGAGCUCAUCAGAGCUACAUUUCCUGGAGUGAUCCGACAAAUCAGAAGAAACUUCUUUAACUUGGUUUUGUUUCUUGACCCAGUCCAGGAAGACAGCAUCGAGCUGGUCAAACUGGCUGAGCUCUUUUACAAGCAUAGGAUUCCCCUCAGGAUUGGAUUUGUCUUUGUUGUCAAUACAGAUGACAAAGUGGACGGGUACGAGGACGCUGGGGUCGCUUUCUUUAGAGUGUUGAACUACAUCGCUGAGGAGUACGACAUGACACAGGCCUUCUUAUCCAUGGUGUCUGUGAGUGGCCCUAGCAUGUAUAACAGAGUCGAUGUCGGAGAUUCCUUAUCCGUUCACGCAGUGACUGCAUAUCUGAAGAAGAAAUUUCCAAAAGCGAAUGCUGACAGAAUUCUUGGGGAGGACUCAGAAUAUGAUGACAAGCGCAAGGCUGGAGGAGUGUUCUACAGGAAGAGCGGCCUGGGAGCGCUUCCUGUGGCCCUGUUUAAUGGGGUUCCGCUCAGCAGUGAGGAGAUGGACCCGGAUGAGCUGGAGACCAUCCUGCUCCAGCGCAUCAUGGACACCACCAACUUCUUCCAGAGAGCUGUUUUUAUGGGUCAGAUUUCUGAAGGUAUGGAUGUGGUGGACUUCCUGAUGGACCAGGCGAACGUAGUGCCACGCAUUAACCCUGUGGUUCUGAGCCCAGACAGGAGAUAUCUGGACUUCACUGCAUCACCAGUUGCCGAUGACUGGGAUGACUCAACAAUGUUCUCGUUUCUGGACUCCAAGGACAAGACUGCUGUUGUUUCCCAGAGAAUGAAGUAUUUAACCAAGCAUGAAGAGGAGAUGGUGUAUGGAGUGACCAUUUGGAUUAUUGCGGAUAUUGAGAAGGCCCCUGGGAGGCAGAUGUUGCUGAAUGCCUUGAAACAUAUGAAGUCCAGUAGUUCCAGUAGUCGGGUUGGGGUGAUUAAUAACCCAAGCAGUGAGCCCACAGAAGACAACAGCAGCCUAUACCGAGCCAUCUGGGCCUCCAUCCUUACCCAGACCGCCAAGAACACCCUCGACUUCACCCUCAAACUCUUGAAAGAGGAGACCGUUCAGCUCCUCACACGAGGCACCAAGAUUAAAGACCUGCUCUUACAGGGAAUGGACCAGGAUGCUUUUGAGAAGAAGUUCAACACUCUGGAGAUGAACUUUCUGCACAGCCAGCAGAGGUUCUGUCAGGAGGUGAUGAAGCUGAAGGCAGGACAGAGGGCUGUGGUCAGCAACGGCAGGAUCCUGGGUCCAUUUGCAGAAGAGGGGGAGUUCAGUAUAGAUGAUUUCCACCUGCUGGAGAAGAUCACAUUGAGCACCUCAGCCGAGAAGAUCAAAACUAAAGUCAAGCAAAUGAACCUGACUCCCAAAAAGGCGUGUGAUCUCAUUAUGAAAGUGGAUGCUCUGCUCUCCACUGCUCCCAAAGGAGAAGCCCGGAAGGAUAUCAGAUUUAUGAAAGACAAACACAGUGUUUUGCAUCUGGCUCCAAGGGAGGAUGAGGUGUUCUAUGAUGUGGUCGCGGUCGUGGACCCACUCACAAGAGAAGCUCAGAAAUUGGCUCCGCUAUUGAUUGUGCUUGGUCAAGUGGUCAAUAUGAGACUGCAGGUGUUCAUGAACUGCCGAGCCAAGCUGUCCGAGAUGCCCCUGAAGAGCUUCUAUCGAUUUGUGAUGCAGGCGGAGGUGUCUUUCUUGGGGAACGAUACAAUGUCACCUGGCCCAGUGGCCCGCUUCACUGAAAUCCCAGAAUCCCCUCUGCUCACACUGAACAUGAUCACACCGGAGAGCUGGAUGGUGGAAGCAGUUCGGAGCCGGCAUGACAUAGACAACAUACACCUACAGGAGGUCAGCGGGGUGGUGAAUGCGGAGUACGAGUUGGAGUACCUGCUGCUGGAGGGACACUGCUUUGACCUGUCCACAGGUCAGCCUCCCCGGGGCCUGCAGUUCACUCUGGGUAUGAAGCAGAACCCUCUCAUGCAGGACACAAUCGUCAUGGCCAAUCUGGGUUACUUCCAGCUGAAGGCCAACCCGGGUGCUUGGAUCCUCAGGUUGCGCAAGGGCAGAUCUGAGGACAUCUAUCAAAUACAAGCGCAUGAUGGAACAGACUCGCCCGCAGAUGCCGGAGAUGUUAUCGUGGUGCUCAACAGCUUCCACAGCAAGAUCAUCAAAGUCAGAGUUCAGAAAAAGCCUGACAAACUUAACGAAGAUCUCCUCAGCGAGACUACAGAAAGCAAAGGCCUGUGGGAUUCUAUAACGAGUGUGUGGAGUACUUUGGAGAGAAGUCUAACAGGCGGCUCCAGCGUGGAAGAAGCGGAGAAGAAGAAGGAGGAUGUGCUCAACAUCUUCUCAGUGGCCUCUGGACAUCUGUACGAGCGCUUCCUGAGGAUAAUGAUGCUCUCUGUCCUCCAGCACACGAAAACCCCCGUCAAGUUUUGGUUCCUGAAAAACUACCUCUCCCCCUCCUUUAAGGAGUUCAUUCCCUACAUGGCGGAGGCGUACGGUUUCCAGUAUGAACUGGUGCAGUACAAGUGGCCCCGCUGGCUGCAUCAGCAGACGGAGAAGCAGAGAAUCAUCUGGGGCUACAAGAUCCUCUUCUUGGACGUCCUUUUCCCUCUAGCUGUGGAUAAGAUCAUCUUUGUUGAUGCUGAUCAGAUUGUCAGGGCAGAUCUGAAAGAGCUGAGGGAUUUGGACCUGGAAGGCGCUCCCUAUGGGUACACACCAUUCUGCGACAGCCGGAGAGAGAUGGAGGGUUACCGUUUCUGGAAGAUGGGUUACUGGGCAUCGCACCUGGGUCAUAGGAAAUACCAUAUCAGUGCACUGUACGUGGUGGACCUGAAGAAGUUCAGAAAGAUUGCAGCAGGAGAUCGCCUUCGUGGACAGUACCAAGCCUUGAGUCAAGAUCCCAACAGCCUUUCCAAUCUGGACCAGGACCUCCCCAAUAACAUGAUCCAUCAAGUGGCCAUCAAGUCUCUUCCUCAGGAGUGGCUGUGGUGUGAGACCUGGUGUGACGAUGCAUCUAAGCCUACCGCUAAGACAAUCGACCUGUGUAAUAACCCCAAGACCAAAGAGCCCAAGCUGAGUGCAGCCGUGCGCAUCGUGCCCGAGUGGUCCAGCUACGACAACGAGAUCAAACAGCUCCUGAAACGGGUACAAAACCAGAAAGUGGACGCAUCCCGCACAGGGCCGUCACCAUCCCCAACACCGAGCACAGGCACUCAACAGCGUGAUGAACUUUAGCACCUGUCCCAGAGGAAAUGGAGACGUUUGCACGUCGUCCUCCUGCACAGCUUCAGCUCAGCAACUACACAGAGAAGAGCGUUUCCCAUUAAACUGUACCUGAAAGUAUUAGACUGGACGUCAGCUUUGUGAAGACGGGAAGGAAACGGGAACACCAAGACUCCUUUCUUUUUUUUCUUUUUAAUAAAAAAGAAAAUCGUAUUUUUUUUUCUUUCUUUCUAUUUACGGAUGGUGGCGAAUGGAGCCCUUAAUUUAAAGGUACAGUAGGUAGAAUUUUCCAUUAUCGUAUGACAAGAGAACACAUUACAGAGCACUAGGCACCUAUGGAACAAUACAAGACGCAAAGGCAAAGAAGACCUGCUUUUUAUUCAGCGGUUGGAUGAUUCCAUCCGCAUGAUCUGCAGUGAAGUGUUACUUACUGUACCUUUUAACCCGUUCUCUCGUUUAGACGUCUGCUCUGCUGUAACAGUGUGGACAGUUGUCUUGUUAUACUUGUGGUCUAAGAUGAAUUGCACUAGGACGAAAAACAUACAUUCCUCAAAUCAUUCCAAGCUCACGAGAAGCUUUUCUGCUGGAUAAUGUUUACAAAAGAAGGAAACUGAGUCAAACUCUCUACAUCUGUUACUUUGGCUCUGUUACACUGGUUGAAAUGGCCAGCUGGAUGUUGAUCUGCAGAGAGGAAACCUAAUCAUAGUAGUACGAGUUGUUUCUGCUGGUAAAACACCAAUAUGAAGGAAAGAAAAUGAAAUCCAUGGGCAGAUGCUGGAGCUCCGUUAGUCAGCAGAGGAAUAUCAAUGCUGCGUCCCACUCGAGACCCUUCGGAACAGGGUACAGAGUAUUAGUGUUUCUUACUGUGUGAAUAAAUCACAUCAGUUCCCACAGACUCCCCUCUGCUGAGGAGAAAGGAGUAGGGCUGAACGAUAUUCCAGGCCUAUUUUUGGUUAAGAAGACCAGAACAUUCCACUUUUUCUGGCGUGAACCCUGAGCGCUGAGUGCAUCAGACUACCAGACUAGUUGUGAUGUCACACAUACAAAAUGCGUGUUUUGUUGCUUCUGAUUGGUCCCCAGCCAGUUCACAAGCUCUGUUUUAUUAGGUAAAAUUUCCUCAUUUAAAACUCGACACUGAGUGGGUUUACAUGCACUUAAUAAUCUGAUCAUAAUCAGAUUUCUGCAGUCAUCUGAUUAGUUAUAUGGUCAUGUAAACAGUAUACUCUGAUUUAUUAGAUCAGAAUAAGGUCUAGAAACCUGAUUAAGAAAUCCGAUAAAGAGGCUGGAUUUUAGCCCAGUAAUCAUUUCUCAGUGUGAGCUCUUACUCUGAUUUCUUUCAGAUUUCUCUGUCUGAGCAUGGGCGAAAACAGAACGUGGUACCGGAAAUAAGCGAGCAGCAAAACACUUUUUGAGCGACGCUGAAACCAAACACAUGCUUGACAGAAUGAAGGAUUUAAAUAUUCAUCUUCUAGAUGAUGCGUGUUGUGCAGCAUGAAGUUGGAGUUUUACGCUGCAUUUCCGUCACGUCUUCUUCUGCGAGUUUACUGGCUGGUUGCAAAGCAGAAAUCCGAUUACUGUCUGACUCAAAUGUAGACCUGGAGUUUCCACAUUAUCCGAUUACUCAAGCGCAUGUAAUGGUGUUGAUCGGAUUACUGACAAAAUCUGAUUUUCUGCAGUUAUCGGAUCAUUACGUGCAUGUAAACGCUCUUUGAUAAUGUAUACUAUAAUAAAAAUUGCAUUCUUUUAUAUCACGGUUUUGCUAUAAUAACAAAUCUUUCAGCUCCACUGAGGAGCUUCCAUUUCUCUAAGCCAGUGUGUUUUCAAGCUGUUUCUAGUGAAAAUGCGGUUUCGCUGCUCACUGUGCUGUCUGAGGGUAAGGAAAUACACUGGCCAAAAGUUUGUGGACACCUGCUCAUCCAAAGUGUUUUUCAAAAUGCAGAGGUGAAGUGUAUUUUCCUCCUUUGCUGUAGUAACAGCCUCUACUCAUCUGGAAAGGCUUUGCCCAACGUCAGAACACUGCAGUGAGGAUUUGAUUGCAUUCAGCCACAGAAGCAUUAGUGAGGUCAUGUACUGAUGUUGGAUGAUUAGUUCUAGAUCACAAACGUCACCUUAACUCAUCCCACAUGGAGCUCGGUCACUCCAGAGAACUCCACUACUCCACAGCCCAAUACCUUUCUAGCCCAAACUUGGCAUGACGACUUUAAACUGUCCAGUGUCUCAUUCUAUUGGUCAGUGCUUUUCUAUGCAGUUUAUACAAACUGUGUGUGUUUUGAACUCCUGUGCCAGCAGUGGGUGACCUUAAUGCAGCUGAAUUCACUAACAAGAAGGGGUGUCUAUAAACCUUUGGACAUGUGGGCCUUGAUGUGGGAGGAUGUGGAUUUUUCUCAGGAAUAAAGUGUAAUGUAAUUCC